GUCCUUAUCUUCUUUCGGAUUUAUCGCAAUGCGCACCAUUUUCGGUUGCUACGUGAGUAAUUAAACGUCAAAGUUUGGUGCUAUGGCGCGUGAAGGAAGGCAAGGCAUACGGCUAACAGACGAAGUAAGUUGUUAUACAAAUAAAGUGUUAGGAGAAGGAAGGGUUGCGUGUGUUUUUCCUGGAAUUAAAGGAAACUGUAAAGUAGCCAUUAAAAGAAUUCAAAAAGAAAAUUUCAACAAACUGGAGGAAAGUUGCAUGAAAGCUCUGAAUCAUCCCAAUGUCCUGGAAUUUUUUGAUCUUAUAGAAGAACAACACUUUACGUACAUAGUCUUGGAAAUCUGUGACGCUACAGUGGAAGAUUAUUGUCGAGGUGAAUACAAGGGGAAAGUGCCAAGCGAUCGCUCCGCCCUGUUUCAGAUGGCGGACGGGUUGGAUCACAUUCAUUCGAAAGGUUUUGCUCACCGCGAUAUCAGCUCCAAUAAUGUGCUCAUCAAGUUAACUGGCGAUGAGGCCGUAAUGAAAAUUUCUGAUUUUGGAGUAUGCAAGCCGGCUUCCGAAACCCAAAGUUUUUCUAUGAGUGGUGAUGGUGUUAAAGGAACGAUUCCAUUUCUGGCUCCCGAGCUGCUCAGACAGAUGCUAAGUGUUGAGAAUCAUCAAGAUACAAAUGAGGGUCGAAGUGGAGUAAGAGGGCACAUCAGCAACGAUAUUUUCUCUUUGGGUUGCGUGUUUUACAGAUUCCUCACUAAAGAUGGACAUCCCUUUAUGCACGGCGUGGUGGAAAGUUCUUUCAAUAGCAUAAUCUCUAAGAUUAUAUCGAAUAUUGUCGAAAACAAUCAAUAUUUGGAAGGUUUGGGCGAGACUCAAACCUUCGCGCAAUCUUUAAUAGAAAGGAUGAUUCAACCCGACAAAGACAAAAGACCUCAGAUCAACAAGGUUAAACAAGAACUGAAUUCUCACUUGAAUAAUUAAAUCUAUUACAUGCGGUUUGUAUUCGAUAAAACAUGGCUUGGCUCAGUAACAAUUUGCGCCUGAUUCAAACGGAAAAUUGCUUUUGAAUGAAUAUGGUAUCUUUUUGCAUCAUUCAUGCAAUGUUCUAGUUACCCUAAUUGCAGGAUAAUGUAUGAUUGCGAGCCCGAAGGGCGAAGCUAAUAAUCGGAUACGCAGAAAAAUAAAAACCAUG
Daphnia pulicaria is the source of this 1181-nucleotide messenger RNA. RefSeq names its product serine/threonine-protein kinase/endoribonuclease IRE1-like. The record is from RefSeq and is a predicted model, not a curated record. Bases 83 to 970 code for a protein of 295 amino acids. Gene Ontology annotation, cellular component: IRE1-TRAF2-ASK1 complex. Gene Ontology annotation, molecular function: protein serine/threonine kinase activity; ATP binding; RNA endonuclease activity. Gene Ontology annotation, biological process: IRE1-mediated unfolded protein response; intrinsic apoptotic signaling pathway in response to endoplasmic reticulum stress; protein phosphorylation. The transcript is spliced from 3 exons. Lineage: Eukaryota; Metazoa; Arthropoda; Branchiopoda; Diplostraca; Daphniidae.